UAUGAAGACCAGCUGAUUAGUCCAAAGCAGUUUGUGCACAUUUCUGGAAAAGCCACUCUGAAGGACUGGAAAAGAGCCAUCAGGAUGGGGGGAGUCAUGCUGAGGAAAAUGAUGGAUUCAGGUCAGCUGGACUUCUACCAGCACAGCACUCUGUGUACCAACACGUGUCGCAGCACCAAGUUUGACCUUUUAAUCAACAACACUCGCUUCCCUCCGGACGGCGCCAGCCUCACCACGCCCACAUCGUCUCAAGCCCAGGUGGUUCUGGGGAUCGACGGCGUGGCGACUGAAGAUCGAGUGGAGGUCCCGGGCAGGAAGUCGGACUGGAGCUCCAGUUCUCUGGAGUCUGCAGACAAGAAGGGCUGCAGUGAGAUGUCAGAGGACACGCUGAACUUCUGGAGGGGCAUCGCCGAUGUGGGUUUACUGGGCGAAGUGGUGACCAACAUCAACACCGAGCUGGUGCAGAUGCUGAACAGUGUGCUGCAGCGCAGAGAUGUGCCUACCCUGCAGGAAACAGAUUCCUGUCUGGUAGAGGUGGCCGUGCUCAGCAACAUCGCCCAAGUCUUCGGCCUGCUGGACUCCGUGAAGAAGAUUCUGGAGACGAGGAGGCUGCAGACGGACCCCAGCCAGCAGCAGAUCCUCUGCACGCUCAGCAACCUGGAAGCUCAGUUAGAAGAACAACGAAAGCAGCAGCAGGUCCGAGCUCUUCUCUCCAACCCGCAGUCCUCCAAAACCAAACCCGCCGCCAAGCGCCCGUCCAAGCGCCCCCGCCUGCAGAGGCCCGCCUCCACCACCACGCUGCUGGCGUCCCCCAUCAGCCAGCAGCCCCAGCAGUUCACCGUCCUGUCCCCCAUCUCCCUGUCCUCGGUGGGACAGCCGUUCACGGUGACGGGCCUGCCCGUGGCCUCCCUGGCUCGCUCCUCCAACACGGUCACCCUGCUCCCCGCCGGCUCGCAGCUCUUCACCCGCUACAUGGUGGCGGGGGACGGGAAGAGCGACGCCAUCGCCCUCCACCCCUCGUCGGGCCUCACGCUGGUCGGGACCGCCGCCRUGCAGGACUCCGGCCAGCUGGGAGCGGUGAUGAGCCCCGUGGAGCUGGUCCACCUGAGCCAGCAGGCGGGGGGCGGGGAGGUGUUGGACGGCACCGUCCUGGUGCAUCAGGAGGUGGAGGCCGGCCCGGAGCACACGGUCAUCGAGAUCAACCCCACGCCUGUGGAGCAGGCGGUGAUGGAGCUGCAGCUGGCCGCCGAGCCCGGAGGAGACGAGGCCACCGUGGUGGUCCAGAGCGGCAUGGAGGUGACGAUGGAGGGAGAGGCGCAGCAGGCGCAAACUGAGGGGGUUCAGGGGCUGCAGCUGGACGCUGGGGGACCUCUGUCAGACGUUCAGAUCUUAGUGAUCGAAGAAAACACCCAGGAUGAAAACAAGGACAAGUGAGGCGGGGCUUCUUCUCCACGGCAGGUAGAAACUCCCAGAAUCAGCUGACACGCUCAUCAGACUGUUAGAGCCAAUCAGAGCUCCUCACUGAUCCUCACAGCUCCUCACACCUGACUCCUUAACUCCUCACACCUGACUCCUUAACUCCUCACACCUGACUCCUUAACUCCUCACACCUGACUCCUUAACUCCUCACACCUGACUCUUAACUCCUUAACUCCUCACACCUGACUCUUAACUCCUUAACUCCUCACACCUGACUCUUAACUCCUCACACCUGACUCUUAACUCCUAACACCUGACUCUUAACUCCUAACACCUGACUCUUAACUCCUCACACCUGACUCUUAACUCCUCACACCUGACUCUUAACUCCUCACAUUUUCAGCAGAAACACGGUGCAGACUUUACUGCAGUAAACCCAGCUUUACUGUAAACACAGCUGAAGUAACCGUUAAGACCGGUGCCCACAUGACUCGCUGGUCACUUAGUGGCUAAACUCAGACUUGAGUGACAGCAGUGAAACAGCCACUGUUGGAGACAUGAUUACGUAUGCAUGUAAUGCAGACUAUAUAAAGAAUAAAUUGUAAUAAACGAACAUUCUUUAAGCCCCGCCCCUUAAACAAAGCAAAGAGCGACUGUGAGCAGACAGUCUGGUGAUUUGUCUGUGAGUUCAUUAAGUGUUGGAGGCUGAGGCUGGGGGACAACUGCACUGUUGUAUGUUGGUGUUUUUGCACAGCCUAACGUCCUUCAGGGACGACGGGACGGCGUGAGCGUCUCUUCAGAGCGAGGCCCAUCUGCUGGGCUUUCUGUUUUGUCAGAGGCGAGUGGAAACAGACUGAACUGCAUCACUUUGGCACUUAUUCUCAGUGUUUUUAUUUUCCUUACCUAAAACUCCGAUGCUUGCUCUCAGCAUGACAGAUGAUGUGAGCUGUGAUCGUUGGAGUUAGGGCUCCAUAUGCUCACCGUCAGAUUCGCCUGGUUUGCAUCUGUAAAUUAGUGACAUAUUUAUUGGUUUUCAAACUGUUUGAGGUUUAAGUGUGGAUUUAAUUUAACACUUUUCUUUACAGCUCACAAGGCUUGUUCAAUAAUUUAAUUUAACAAAUGAGAGAGUUGGUGUACAUGAUUUGUAAUGUGUUUUAAUAUCUGAGGAAAAUAAAAAUGGUGUUUUACCACCA
Molecule: messenger RNA, 2612 nt
Organism: Austrofundulus limnaeus
Lineage: Eukaryota; Metazoa; Chordata; Actinopteri; Cyprinodontiformes; Rivulidae
Gene: gmeb1
Product: glucocorticoid modulatory element binding protein 1
Biological process (GO): regulation of transcription by RNA polymerase II
Cellular component (GO): nucleus
Molecular function (GO): RNA polymerase II cis-regulatory region sequence-specific DNA binding
Source: RefSeq, a predicted model, not a curated record